GCAGCAGUCUACAUCAGCAUCUCUGGCAUACUCAUCUGGAUGUAUACAUGGCAUCACCGUGGCGCCCAAUGUCUCUCGCGCUAUUUUCUUUUCUUUUCCUGCAGAUAUCCUCGUCUCACGAGCAGCUGUCUGCCUUUGUGGAAGGGAGUUCAGAUGACAGACCAUCCCAAGACAUCAGACUUCAAGAAAAUGGGGUUGACAGUGAUAGUUCGGUGUUUGCGGCUGAAGCGCAUCUCAGACGAACUCUGCAGCCAUACGGAUGGCAGCUACAUGCUCCUCCACACAGGAAGUUGCUUCAGUAUGCAGGACUGUUACCGUACUCACCUCUAAGCGUGGCUUACAACGGUAAAACCUGCAUCCUCUUCAGAGCGCGCAAACUGGCCAUCCGGUACAGAAAUCACAGUUUAGUGGAUCUGACGGAGAGAACAUUUGGCCCAGAAGCACCAGUCGACACCAAAGGCUCAUUCUGCAGUAAAGAUAAAGCCAUACUUAAUCUACGUUUUGGCGAUGUGGAAGAUCUUCGAGGACUCAUCAUCAGGCUACAAAUGUCAAACACGUUCUAUGAGUCGGCAGGGCAGAACUGGUUCACUCUCGAUAAUGUUCACAUCCACUACAAUUGGACGUACGAGGCCACGUUCAAUGCAACAGAUGUGUACGCCCCCUCUACCAACUCGUAUCACUGCCAACAUGUGAGCAGUCUGCAGAAAUAUGACACGCUGCUGGUGCCCAGCGCCAACACGGACCAUGCCGCAAACUGGCACAUCACAUUCACAGACUUCCAGAUCCAGGCGUUUAACGUUCAGUCCAGUAAGUUUGCAUCGGCCAGCGACUGUGCGACCUUCUUCACUCCCGCAAUCCUGAUGGGUCUGAUUACAUCUCUGAUCCUGCUGCUGGUGCUGGCAUACGCGCUGCACAUGGUGGUCCACCUGAAGCACAUCGACCGUUACGAAGAGCACAAGACCACCGUCUACUUCCCUCGCAGCACAGAAGCCGACUGCACAGAUAAGAACAACCUCUAGGGUCCCAUCAAAGGUCACGAGAUGGACAGUUCCCCGACUGUGAGCUCUGGAACUAAAAACACUGGCAUCCAAUAGCAGACUCCCAACUGCAUGUGGGAAACAGAGCUGUUUGGGACUGACUGCACCACGGCAGUGACAUCAUUGUGGUGGGACAGUGGAAGUCCAAAUCAGGUUCCUUAUGGAGAAUACAGGCUCAGUAGAAAGGGAGGAUUUGGAGAUAUCUGCCAGUUCUCACCAAAAAUCUAGGAAUUAAACAUUCAGUGUCAGGUUUCAUGAGUGGUUUUCUGAAGGAGAUCUUCAGAUUUUGAAAUGAAAUUCAAAAUAGCACAAUAACCACUAUAUAGCAUUUGCAUUGUCUGUCUAAGCUUCUUUUGGACUGAUUGAUGCUUCUUUAAAGUCAACAUGAGACUUCCAUAAUGUGACCAUAAUAUUUCAUUCCAUAACAUUUCAUGAAACACGACGAAACUUAAUUACAUCCAUCGGGAAAUACAUGCACCGAUGAAUCGAUGACAGUAAGGCCAGGAACAUGCAUUAAGAAUAUAAAUAAGGUCAAUUUUGAUUUCAUGUUGACAUUAAAGUUAUAAACUGUGAAUAAACCAUUAUGAUGUAAUAUAGUUUUAAUUUGCCAAUUACAAUUAGUUGCGAUCAGGUGUUUAGCAAAGUAAAAAUGUAAUGCAUUUUCAAUUGGUCGAAAUUGUUGAAUUACUAAAAAGAAUACAUUUCCUCCAUUAUUAAAAGGUACGCUAUUGAACCAAACUCUAAUGAUUAAUAAAACAUAUUGAGUUAUGGUUUUUCUACAGUGUGUAAUCAGCAAAUACAAUGUAUAAUUUUUAACACUUUUUUUCCCUUAAAAGAUCUGCAAAAAAUGAGGAAUAACUUUUAUUCAUUUUAUUCACUAAUGUUCAUUUUAGAGGAUGUAUUUUUAAAAUUAUCGUGUUAUGGUAUUUUUGUGUAGAUUGUAUGUCUGGUUUUGUAACUUUUUAUUUUCUUUUUUAUUAGUCUCUUGUGUAUGCUUUGACUGUGGUAAGGACGCCAACUUCUUAUUGACAACUUGUUGAGUUUUUAAUCAACAACUAUUGAAGCAAAACAACAAUGGGAGCAACAUGACGUUUGUUGUGUAGUGAAUAUGCGGCAUGCCAGUGGCUAGAGAUAUUUCGGAUACAAAAUAAUCCGAUUUGCAUUGUACCAUGUACUGUAUAUUGGUAAUAAUCAUAAUGUGCUAAGGGGAAAUGUUAUUUUUUAUCAUGUACACAUGUAUUUGGGAAAAUAUUAAUAGCUUAACUUUGCAGGCAUUUAUGCAGAUAAAAUGGAGCAUUGUGAAAUGGGUUAUGGUGUAUUAAUGUUUGAUUAUUAUUGUCCUCUCAGUUUCUGUUGGGUUCAAUAAAACCAGCAGCACAAUACAGUUUCGAAAUUGUCUGGGUUUAUUUAGCAACAGUACGGAAAGCUAGAAUUUUGCAUAAGAUGCCGUUGAUUGGAAACGCGUUGCAUGAAAUUAGGUCGAGUCAUAUCAAAGCACAUUUAUCCAAAAAAAAAAAAAAAAUGUAUAAUGUAAUUAUACCUCCUAUUGUCUUAAGAAACUACACCCUCCUUUUGUCCUUCCGGUCAUUUUUGACCCGUAUUUAAAACCAUUCAAAAUGCAUAAUCUCUUGAUAAGUGUACAACAAAAAUCUGUCCCAAAGUGUAUAAUGAAAGGUAAAAAAUGUAUAUACUCAAUAUUAAUGGACUAAAAUAAUUUUGAUAACAUUUUAAAAAAUUAAAAUAAAAGUUUAAAAACUUGGCAAACUUUGGCCAAGGAUGUCUCAAUUUACAUUUAUUUCAAUCACUUUUGGCAUUUAUAAUAUCUUAACUUUAUUACAACCAUUUCGGAUUUUUUUUCUGCUUGUAGAAAAUCAAGUGUUAAUUUUAGUUACAAUUUUAGUACAUACAUUUCACAUAAUAUAUUUCACAUUUUGAGAAAAUUUAAAUAUUUGUAGGUCAAAUUUGAUUUACAGAUGUACAAAAAAACAAUUUAAAGCUGUAUAACAUCCAGAAAAUCAGGAUGUGAAAGGUUACAACUGUGUUUUGUUUUUUUGUUUUUUUAUGGUCUUGACAGUUACAACGUUGUGGUAUUUAUAAAGUU
This is a messenger RNA of Myxocyprinus asiaticus (Chinese sucker), 3138 nucleotides long. RefSeq names its product V-type proton ATPase subunit S1-like protein. Bases 48 to 1019 code for a protein of 323 amino acids. Gene Ontology annotation, cellular component: proton-transporting V-type ATPase complex. The transcript is spliced from 7 exons. Lineage: Eukaryota; Metazoa; Chordata; Actinopteri; Cypriniformes; Catostomidae. The record is from RefSeq and is a predicted model, not a curated record.